AUGAUUCCACCGAAUGCAUCACUAGUUAAAUAUGACAAUCCAGUUCUCGUGAGCAGGAACACAGACAAAAAAUCGCCAAGGGUAAGCUAUUUUUGCAAUCGUCAUAUGUACAACACAACUAUAAGGUUUAUGCAGUGGUGAGCUAUGUGAUAUAUUAAUUAAACAUUUAGUUCAAUUGUGAGUGGUUUAAUGGGCAUGCAAGAGAGUAUUUCGUCCCUUAAACCAAAGAGAGAUUUUUUUUAGGAAAAAAAAUCCUCGAUAAGCAUUGACAAACACGUUUUACAUGUACAUUACCGAGAAAGACCUUGCUCUUUAGCGAAAUUUCUGGUCUGUGAAGAACGGUACAUUGUGAUGGCACCGUGUCGGAAAAAGAACACAAAAUAGCAAGCUUCUUUCGUGGAGAAGAAAUUAUUCCAUUCCAUGCCAUUGCUACUUUGUUUUGGGAUUUCAAAUGACAAUCUUAAUGAGGGAAUUAAUGUAUUAAGAAUAUAAAAAAAUAAAUCAUUAUGAAAUUGUUAGUAUGUCGGUACAAACCUUUUAAGUUGUUGAUUUUGUAGUGGUACUGCAUAUUUCAUUUAUUUGUUUACAGGCGCGAUCUCUGAAAGUAAGCCAACAGCAAGGCACAGGACCUGCAGCAACUGGACCAGUACCUCAACCACCACGAGCUAGUAAACUACCACCUAUGGAUGCACAGAAAAACCAACAAACUGAUGAGAUACUCAAUGCAAUCCUGCCGCCAAGGUACAUAUCAUAUGCAUGAUCUUGAUGGUGUCUGCCUCUGCUUUUAUGAUUAAAUAAUUUGGUUUUAUCAAUUGAGUUAACAAUGUAAAUUGGCUGCCAUAGAGAGUUUCCAAAGCUGAUCUUACAAGAGUUAUCCCUUUGUCAGAACUAAGGAUCAACUGACAAAGGUCAAACACUUAAAACUUCAGCUUUAGAAAUUCUCUGUGGUGGCCAAUUUACAUUAUCAGCCUAGUUGCUAAAACCAAUUUAUCUUUUAAUACUGCCUGCAGAUGCAGCUUCACCGUUUCUUAAGAAACUUUCCCCGUCAAUCUUUCUUUAGAACGGCCACCUUUGGGGGCCUCACCUUCUGUCUGGCCUAGAGACUUGUAUGACUAAUAUUAUUAGAGAGCUUACAAUGUGAUGCCUGAAGAAUUUGAGCCAAAUGGGUACCCCUUGUUUGCCUAUUUUUAAGUAGGUUUUCUAUGGGCAAAGCAUUACUCGACUCGCUCAUGUCUCCUUGACAGGUGUUUUUGAUCCUGCUGGGAAAAUUUUUUGUUUGUUCUUUUAUUUUACAGGGAGUGGACUGAAAAUGGUCAGUUAUGGGUGCAACAGGUAUCUAGUACUCCAGCCACAAGAUUAGACGUUGUUAAUCUACAGGUAAUUACUGGGGGUUAAAGCUUUUGCAUACAGCACUUAACGUAUGGCCUAAGAGUUACAAGCAUUUAAUUUCUCCUUAAAAAAUUACUUCUGAAUCAGACAUUAAGCUCAAAAGAAUAAAGAUAAUGAUAAUCAACUUAAGACGCUCAUGACGGAUAAAUAAAUUCUCUUUAUCAAAGCCAUAGAAAAUGUAUAGAGAACAGUAUAGAAAAUAUGAUGUAAAAGUGUAACUAGGGUUGGUCAGUGGGUGUGAGGGAAAAAUUGAAAUUCUUUUAUUUCCCCCACCCUAAAUUCUUGAAGAAUCAGUUGAAGAAGUAGAUUGGUAAAGUUUUUUUUAUGUAUUUGUGUUCAUGUUUGACUUUUUUACUGAUUAGGGUGGAUUGUGAUGUUCUUUUGUUAUCUUCUAGGAGCAACUGGACAUGCGUCUUCAACAGCGACAAGCAAGAGAGACAGGAAUCUGCCCAGUCAGGAGAGAACUUUACUCACAGUGUUUUGGUGAGCCAUUUGAUGUUAUGAGAUGUUCAAUUAUAAAAUGUCAAACAUCUCAGAUGCGUAAUGGUAAUUUAUCUGGUAAUAUAUUUCAGAUGAAUUGAUUCGUCAAGUGACCAUUAACUGUGCUGAACGUGGCCUUCUGCUGCUCAGGUAUGGUGUAAACUGGAAACACAAAUGACUUUGUAACUUAAAUCAUUAGCAAUUUUUUAGUAAAGAGCACAUUGGCCUCUAAUUGUAGGUGAAAACCAAAAGGAGUAUCUGCAAAGUAUCAUUAUUUUUACUGUUUUAAAAGGAACCUGCUUUGACAAGCAAUCAAUAACUCGCGUUUGUUUUGUUACCUGUAGAGUGCGUGAUGAGAUCAGAAUGACUAUUGCUGCCUACCAAACUCUGUAUGAAAGCAGGUAAGUGCAAUUAAUGUGAUCGUCAAAGAAAAAGCAGACUUUCUGGUGCCUUUUUUUUUUUUUGCAAAAAAAGAAAAAAAAACCGUAACCCUCCCCCUCAUGUGAUCCAGAAAAGUUAUGACCCUCUCCAUGCUAAGCUCAAAGUUUUUGUGACCUUCCACACCCUUCCCCCAUCUGCACCAGUCCUUCCCAACUGUUAGCUAAAUGCAUGGUUGAAAACAUAUCUUUAUUACAUGCAAUUUGUGCAGUGUUGCAUUUGGAAUGAGGAAAGCAUUGCAAGCUGAGCAAGGAAAAGCAGACAUGGAAAGGAAGGUUAGUGCAUGCCACAAUCUGAUAUUUGGAGAAUAUAUAGGAAGAAAUCAGUAUUUUGUUUUAUAUGACUGUGACGAUGUAGGGAUAGUUUCCAUGUGGCACAAGAAUGUAUUUGUGGUUCCAUAGUUUUUUUUUUUCACAUAGCCAGCUGUCUCCUUUUUGCUACUGUGCAUUCAAAAGGACACUCAAUGAAAUUGCUUUUGAUCACUGUAGUUGCAUUACAUGAGAACAUCAAAUUCAGUACUGCUGUUUUAACAAACAUUUAUUUGAGUAUAAGGUAAUUGUGAUGGUUUCAUGUAGAUUCAAGAGCUUGAGGGAGACAAGCGAGAUCUUGAGAGGCAGGUCAAUGAACUGAAAGCCAAGUGUGAUGCCAUUGAGAAGAGAGAAGCUGAAAGAAGGGCAGUCGAGGAAAAGAAGCAUGCAGAGGAAAUUCAGUUUCUCAAAAGGACCAACCAACAACUGAAGGUACAUACUUAGCCUGUUGAAAGGCAGCUUACCUUAGAGAAGUUUAUUAUGGUGAGCAAUUUGCUGGCUUUAUAAACUGACCAAAAUGCUGCCUCAUUUGAUUUCAGUAGAGGUCAUCAGACAGGGGGUUCAAAUAAAAAACAAGAAGACCUACCCAACCCCUCCUUCCUUAUAGAUUCCAAGAUGGCUGCCACUCAUUGCAAGGAAAAGAAUCAGGCACCUUUCUUGUAGAGUGUGUUUUCUCUAUAAAGACUUGUUGGAAGCCAUAUCCUCCCACAAAGUAACAAUCAGCCUCUCCCCUUCAUAGCCAUUUUGGUAUUAUUUUGGGGCUCCUCUGACAGUCUGCAUCAGUUUAUAUCUGCUACAAUACAAAGGGGGUAGGGGAAUAAUGUUUUUCCUACUACAUUUCCUGCUGAAAACCCUGAAUAUUCCAUUAUCUCUUUUAUUGAAAUAAUCAUUGUUUUCCUCCUGAGAAAUAAUGGUUGUUCCUCUUUCAGACCCAGCUUGAAGGGAUCAUUGCUCCUACCAAGAAGUAAACUUGUUUGAAUGAUCUGGGCAGUGUACAUUUUGUAAACAUUGGUAGUUUUGAAAUGGUAAUAGUUUUCCACCGAAAAUAAGCAAUUUCUUUAAAUGACAACUUGUAAAGAAACCUUACUUAUUAUGAAUAUUCAAACAUUUACUCACCAUUUGAAAGAUAAAUUGUCAUUCAUUCAUUCAUUUUUUUUUUUUUUUAAGGUAAAACUGACCUUUUUUUUUUACUCUGAUAGACGUUAUGUCACAUAUAGAAGUGUGUUGGC
Messenger RNA from Pocillopora meandrina, 3844 nucleotides. The record is from the annotation of a GenBank genome assembly. NCBI's taxonomy places the organism in Eukaryota, Metazoa, Cnidaria, Anthozoa, Scleractinia, Pocilloporidae.